Messenger RNA from Biomphalaria glabrata, 1069 nucleotides. RefSeq names its product trypsin alpha-3-like. The record is from RefSeq and is a predicted model, not a curated record. The coding region runs from base 124 to 1005 and encodes 293 amino acids. Gene Ontology annotation, biological process: proteolysis. NCBI's taxonomy places the organism in Eukaryota, Metazoa, Mollusca, Gastropoda, Planorbidae. The transcript is spliced from 6 exons. Gene Ontology annotation, molecular function: serine-type endopeptidase activity.
GAGACAAUCGUUGUUUUAUUUCUUCUGAAGAUCAAGUGCAAGAGAGACAAUCAUUGUUUUAUUUCUUCUGAAGAUCAAGUGCAAGAGAGACAAUCGUUGUUUUAUUUCUUCUGAAGAUCAAGAAUGAUCUCCCUCGCCGUGGUUCUGCUGUUCGUCUCGGUUUCAUUUGGGGAUGUUGUUCCUAACCGCAUCCACCUCCCAGACAUCAAGAACAGCAUGUUUCCCAGAACGUUCGAUGGAUCCUCCAACUCUCGAAUCAUCAACGGAGAAAUCUCAAAGAUGUUCUCUCGACCCUAUCAAGCAUCUCUCCAAGUCUGGUACCAGAACGUCCUGUAUCAUAUCUGUGGAGCGGUCAUCAUAGCACCGGAUGUGUUGGUAUGCGCUGCCCAUUGUUUGGUUGUCUUCCCUGUUGACUGGUUGAGAGUCGAGGUUGGAUCGCUGAGCCUGACCUCCAACGCUUCAGUGUACACCCAGUUUUUAGAAGUAGAGUCUAUCAAGCCUCACGAGGACUAUAGAGAUAUUGUCACAGAAGAAGAGGUGUUUCCUAACGACAUUGGACUUAUUUUCUUGAAGCGACGCAUGACUUUUAACGCAAAUGUCCAGCCCAUUCUGAUAGCGUCACCCUUUCAAUCAUUCGACAACGAGAUUUGCGUCAUUUCCGGUUGGGGCUCGACCUACUAUGGUUCACCCACUCCAGCGGACCUGAGAGAAGCUAAAAUGAGAAAAUGGUCGUACCAACAGUGUCAAGACUUUCACCAAGAAAUCGGAACCAACGUCAACAAAAAUCAAGUCUGCGUUAAAGGAGAAAGUGAUGAUGGUCUUCCCCCUGGUUCAUGUCAAGGAGACAGUGGCGGCCCUCUGGCCUGUGGACAUCGAUUUUUGCUUGGAGUGACUUCCUACGGGUUUGGCAAGUGUUCGGUGGAGGCCCCAUCUGUCUACACGAGAGUCCCUGGCUACUACAGCUGGAUUAUUGAGAGCAUCUUUCAACACAGUUUCCCUCAAUAGGGAGACCUGAAAGACAGAGAAGUCCUUGUUGAUCGAGCACACAAUAAACAUUCAUUGAAACACA